GGCGUCUAUAUAAGUCUGCGCAAAUAGAUUCCCCCCAAGAUCCCAAGGACACAAAGACGUCACCCACCACAGCCUCACCCCCAGCCUCGCAGCUGACUAACCCAAAAACUCCCCCCGAGCUCCGCGCCGCCCUCUUCACAACGAAUUAUAUACCCCAUUUUCCCAACCCGCAUUCUCAACUACAAAAGCGCCGCUUCGGAAUUGACAGGCACACAAUAUUAUACAAUGCUGCAGCGAAUGCUGGGCGCUAGAGGACGCGCUGCUGUGUUGGCGCCGUUGAGGGCGAGGAUUGCGCCGAAUGCUGGGAAGACGGUGCAGAGACGGGGACUUGUCAGUCCGCCGAAGGUGGGGGGUGCGCCGUUGAUGGAGAGGAGAGCUGAUAGGGAACUGCCUGAAAUCCAGCGCUCGGGAAUGAAAUGGCUCCGCUCAAUCCCCAUCUUCAUCGCCGUCCUCACCGGCUGCACCCUAGGCAUCUUCAACUACCAAAAGUCCUCCUCCUCCGUCGUCUCCUCCACCAUGUACGCCCUUCGCACCUCCCCCGCCGCGCGCGAGUUCCUUGGCGACGAGAUCUACUUCGCGCACCAGAUGCCGUGGAUCUGGGGGGAGAUGAACCAGCUUCAUGGGCGGAUCAAUAUCCAUUUCGAAGUCAGGGGGACGAAGAGGCAGGGUACGAUGCGGUUCAGGAGCUUUAGGAGGGGGGGAAGGAAUGGGGUGUUUGAGACGGAGGAGUGGAGUUUGGAGGGAGAGGAUGGGGUGAAGGUCGAUUUGUUGGAUAGGGGGGAUGUGUUUAAGGCGAUUUAUGCGGCGGAGGAGGAGCAGAAGAAGGUGGGGAGGGGGUCGUAUAGUCCGACGCUUUCGGGAUAGGGUGGGUUGGUGAUGGGGAGGGAAGGGAGAUGUGGGAAUGAAAUGGCAUGGGAUGGCGUCUUUGUGGCCGUGAUUUGCACGGGCCGUGUAUACUUCACUAUAGGUUGUACAACUACUCUCAAACAUCUGAUCAAAAGCUCUGUAAUAUUCCUUUGUAUUCUGGGGUAAUGUGUGGUUAUAUUAUACAACAACUCCGUUCUGGAUUUGAGGCUGUGGGUAGGACAAUCCGCAUCUACAUCACCGGAACAUAUAUGUAUAUAAACAAUCUCAAUAUAAGCAAUCUCAAG
Pseudogymnoascus verrucosus is the source of this 1151-nucleotide messenger RNA. RefSeq lists its product as uncharacterized. The transcript has 2 exons. Gene Ontology annotation, cellular component: mitochondrial inner membrane. The record is from RefSeq and is a predicted model, not a curated record. Lineage: Eukaryota; Fungi; Ascomycota; Leotiomycetes; Thelebolales; Thelebolaceae. The coding region runs from base 226 to 864 and encodes 212 amino acids. Gene Ontology annotation, biological process: mitochondrial respiratory chain complex IV assembly.